AUGAGCCACAUCUACGGCAGCCACCUCUCCCCCCUGGGCAGCCCCUCCAUGGUCUAUCUCCCCGCCGCCCUGGGCUUCGCCCCCAGCGGUGCGAUCUCCCGGCAGGACCCCCCGCAGAAACCCCCAUACAGCUACAUCGCCCUCAUCGCCAUGGCCAUCAAAGAAGCUCCGGAGCAGAAGGUGACCCUCAGCGGCAUCUACCAGUUCAUCAUGGACCGUUUCCCCUUCUAUCACGACAACAAGCAGGGAUGGCAGAACAGCAUCCGCCACAACCUCUCCCUCAACGACUGCUUCGUCAAGGUGCCGCGGGAGAAGGGACGGCCGGGCAAGGGCAGCUACUGGACCCUGGACCCCCGGUGCUUGGACAUGUUCGAGAACGGCAACUACCGCCGGAGGAAGAGGAAGCCCAAAGCCCCGGGGCCACAGGAGGCGAAGGGCGGCGCAGCCACCCCGGACGGCGAACAGCCGGGGCCGGCCGCUCGCCCCGAUGAACCCAAAAGGGCCAAGGGGAGCGCAGAGGCGGACUCGGCCGACGAGGGGAUCCCUAGGCCGGGCGGGGGGGAAGCGGGUCCCCCCGGGGGUCCCCCCCGCUGCGGCGGCGCCCCGGCCCCCGCUGCCCCCCGGCCGCCCGCCCCCGCCGCCGCCCCGCCGCACAAGAGCGGCCCGAGGGGCCGCAGCUUCAGCAUCGAGAGCAUCCUCGCCCAGGGGCUGAGGCAGCAGCCCCCCGGGACAGCCCCCAAAGCGGCCAGGGAGACCCCGGUCGGUAGCCUCGGUGGCUCCUUAGUCGCCAGCGGUGGCUUCGGCCCGGCUCUCAAUGCCUCCCUCAUGCUCGAUUCCCAGGUGCACGGGAGACUUUACCACAUCGGCAUUCCCUUCCUCUCCUGCUUCCCUCUCCACUUCUCCGAGGCGGUAUUUAAUUUUCAGUAGUUGCCCCAUAAUUAAUCUAUCCCUUCUCGUGCCUCCCCCUGCGCCCCGGUCGCUGCUCCGGGGGGUGCGAUGGGAGGGAGAGACCGGACUCAGAACUCACCAAGCGGGUAAAGACCAAAAAAAACCAAACCAAAAAAAGCGAUGUUAAAGGUGACUCAGGAUUUCAGGGCAUUUUCAAGGCACAUCUUGCUGCGGAGCUCUCGUUAGCGGUUGCCUCCCACCUCCCCUGCCAGAUCGACUUUUAAAGGUAAAACGGUUUUCUUUUCCCCUGGUUGGAGGAGGCACAGAGGCAGCGAGGGUGUCCCACGCUGGCCUCCAAGCACCGUCGGGUUUGCUCUGCACCUUUAGUCUUUGCAUCCCUCAUGUUUCUUAGACCUGGUUUCUGCCAAGCCCUUCGUGUGUCCAGUUUUAUCUCUCUUCUUUUUUUUUUUUUUUUUUUUUUUAAUUUAAUUUUAUUUUGAAAACCAAAACGCCCCCUUCCAUUCCUGGGGAGGAGGCUGAGACUUGUUUUGCCAUUAAUACCCACGGGUGCCUGCACAUAAUAAUUCCUGAUAUUGCUCUGUUGGCCCAGUCCUCCGAGUGGGUAAAAGGCAGGUAUUGGAACUGAAUUAAGGGCAGACCAAAAACUCCAGCCUCAAUUUUGCACAAUCCUCCUUGCUUUGACUCAGCACCAUGUAUAACUCAUGGCACUAACACAAGCUGCUUUCCUGCCUCACACUUGUGCUUCUCAUGUAUCGCGAUAGUGUUUCUGUCUCACUGAUGUGGUCAGAAAGAGGGGGAUGGACGAGCAAACACGCUGUGAAUGUGGAGAUGUGGCCGAUUUCCAUGUCUUGCUGGGAUCAGUUGCUUCUGCCCAAAAAAGACUGAGGCAGAGUUGUGGAGGCUGGUCUUGUUUUUUUGAAGGAGCUGUGUUAACAACCCUGACAACUAACAGGAAAAAAAUGAAAAAAAAAUACAUCAGCUGUGUUUAUAAUGUUCUCUUUUUUCUUAAAGAAGGAAGAAUCCAGACACAUUACAAGCAAUCAGGAAUAUUUUUUCUUUUUUUUUGGUCCUAAAUAGAGGCUUUUUGUAUAUUAGUGGAUAAAUGUCAUUUUAGAAUAAAAAGAUCUAUAUUCUCGAUUUUCAUUAUGAAACCAAACCUAUAUCCAAUAAAAGUAUUUUGUUCAGGA
Molecule: messenger RNA, 2096 nt
Organism: Columba livia (rock pigeon)
Lineage: Eukaryota; Metazoa; Chordata; Aves; Columbiformes; Columbidae
Gene: FOXL1
Product: forkhead box L1
Exons: 1
Coding region: 1-927 (308 amino acids)
Biological process (GO): anatomical structure morphogenesis; regulation of transcription by RNA polymerase II; cell differentiation
Molecular function (GO): RNA polymerase II cis-regulatory region sequence-specific DNA binding; DNA-binding transcription factor activity, RNA polymerase II-specific
Source: RefSeq, a predicted model, not a curated record